CGAGAGACAAAGGCCGUUGACUCUGCAGAUUGUGUCACUGUCAGUCGAAAGACCUCUUCCGUUUGUUCUCGAGUUUUUUCUUCUCCAUUCAAACCGGUGCAGCUCCGUACAGGGUUCCCUUUCUGUUAGCUCUGACAAGCCAAACUGGGAAAGGAAGGUAAGCAGGGCCGGGAAGGUCGCCAUGAUCGAGCAAACACUCCGCCAACACAAACGAGCGAAGGCACCAUGGAAAACAACGGAGGCCAACCGCGUCCGCUUCAAUUGGGUGCCAAAGGCGCCUAUAUCGUCAGGUUGUUGAUGGUCGGAGAUUCGGCUUGUGGAAAGACGUCCUUAGUGUUACGGUUUGACCAAAAUGUCUUUUCGACAAAGUUUGUAACGACGAUAGGUGUUGACUACAGAGAUAAAAUGGUGAAGAUCGAGGGCGCCCAAAUGCGGUUGCAGCUCUGGGACACAGCAGGGCAAGAGCGCUUUCGUAGUUUGACUUCGAAUUUCUUUGGCCGUGCCGAUGGUUUUGUACUCACUUACGAUAUUUCUAAUCGCCCUUCUUUUGACCAUGUCAUCGGGUGGAUGCGAGAUAUCAAAACUAGAGCACCACCGGACUGUGACAUUGUCCUAUGCGGAAACAAAAGUGAUCUUGACAACGACCGGGUCGUCACGUACGACGAGGGCAAGCUGCUUGCGGACGAAUACGGUGUGCAGUUCUUUGAGACUUCAGCCCUGACGGGUCACAACGUCGAAAGAACGUUUACAGCACUUGCGACGACCAUCAAGCACAAGAGAAUCGAUGAAUUCGAAGGCACCCCUUCCAUUCGAGGAGCUCCGAGUACAGACAGUGCUUCCGCUGCUGGAGAUCAUCGAACGGUGAAUUUGUCGUCAGCUGGUGAAAAAAGGGAGGGACAAAAGCCUGGAUGUUGCUAAAGUGCUGGAAUUGAGGUACCGGCAGUCCCUUGUUCUCCACUCCAUCUGCUAGAGAUCGUUGAUUCUUUUACAUAUGUUUUUCAUGUC
Messenger RNA from Phaeodactylum tricornutum CCAP 1055/1, 1005 nucleotides. RefSeq lists its product with no specific name. Gene Ontology annotation, molecular function: GTP binding; GTPase activity. Bases 226 to 918 code for a protein of 230 amino acids. The record is from RefSeq and is a predicted model, not a curated record. The transcript is spliced from 4 exons. Gene Ontology annotation, biological process: protein secretion; regulation of exocytosis. Lineage: Eukaryota; Bacillariophyta; Bacillariophyceae; Surirellales; Neidiaceae.